UUCUCGGAGAGGAUGCCCGGAGCGGCUGCAGGGACGGCGGCUACAGGAGCAGGCUCGUCAGGAGCGGUAGCAGCGGGGAUGCUCCCAGCUCAGGAGGCAGCCAAGAUCUACCACACCAACUACGUGCGGAACUCGCGGGCCAUCGGCGUGCUCUGGGCCAUCUUCACCAUCUGCUUUGCCAUCGUCAACGUGGUGUGCUUCAUCCAGCCGUACUGGAUCGGGGACGGCGUGGAUACCCCGCAGGCGGGCUACUUCGGGCUCUUCCACUACUGCAUCGGCAACGGCUUCAGCCGGGAACUCACCUGCCGGGGCAGCUUCACGGACUUCUCCAGCCUGCCCUCGGGAGCCUUCAAAGCCGCGUCCUUCUUCAUCGGGCUCUCGAUGAUGCUCAUCAUCGCCUGCAUCGUCUGCUUCAUCCUCUUCUUCUUCUGCAACACAGCCACCGUCUACAAGAUCUGUGCCUGGAUGCAGCUGACCUCGGCUGCCUGUCUCGUCCUGGGUUGUAUGAUUUUUCCUGAUGGCUGGGAUUCAGAUGAGGUAAAACGGAUGUGUGGUGAAAAGACAGACAAGUACACGCUGGGGGCUUGUUCAGUCCGCUGGGCAUAUAUCCUGGCAAUUAUUGGAAUCUUGGAUGCCCUGAUCCUCUCAUUUCUGGCAUUUGUGCUUGGAAACAGACAAGACAGCUUGCUAGCAGAGGAGCUCAAGUUGGAAAACAAAGAUGAUGGAAAUGCUUAAAGCAAGUGCAGGUAGUAUGACCCAGACUAACUCCUACUAAGCCAAUCCUCACUAGAAUGAGCACAAAACAAAUGAAUAACAGCUUUUGUACAUCAACAUUAAAAUGGGAAGAAGCUUGGGAAAGGGCCUCCAACAGAGAAGAAUGCUGACAAGUGCAAAAAUGCCUGAUGGAUAAGCACCACCUUCUAAACAUAGAUCAGCCAGACAUGGAAGUGAUUUCAGAAGAGAAAUGCAAUCAUGGAUUACACACCAGCUCAUUAGAAACUGUUGCUGAAUUCAGCAUCCAGAAGACAUGCAUGAAAAGUCACAUUUGGGGAAUAAAUUAAAAGGGGUGUAGUUGUUGCUAGAUAAACAUAUGUAAUAUAUAUGCAUUGAA
Messenger RNA from Melospiza melodia melodia, 1111 nucleotides. It is a transcript of the gene LHFPL3, whose product is annotated as LHFPL tetraspan subfamily member 3. The coding region runs from base 13 to 735 and encodes 240 amino acids. Lineage: Eukaryota; Metazoa; Chordata; Aves; Passeriformes; Passerellidae. The record is from RefSeq and is a predicted model, not a curated record. The transcript is spliced from 4 exons. Gene Ontology annotation, cellular component: plasma membrane. Gene Ontology annotation, biological process: sensory perception of sound.